UCUCUGUCCCUCUCUGUAUGGAACAUCUGUUAACUUCAGUGGACUCGAGCGAUCGAAGAAGUUGUGUGCUUAUCAAUUUUCUAACCUACCACUUAACGAAUGUUGCGCUAGUCUAGUGACAAAUUGUCACGGGUACGCUUAGUGAUAAUUAAUUUAAUAACAAUACCAUGAUGUCACGAUCUGUGAGGGCAGAGACUCGAAGUCGUGCCAAGGACGAUAUUAAGCGUGUGAUGCAAGUUGUUGAUAAAGUUCGCCAUUGGGAAAAAAAAUGGGUAACGAUAGGAGAAACCACAAUGAAAAUUUAUAAAUGGGUCCCCAUAUCGACGCUUGAACAGAAAAAGAAGGGAAAGACGGUGGUUGAUAAAGAAAAUGGCAUAAGUAGGAAAGGAGGCAUAGAUUCAUGUAAUUCCAAUUUUGGUCUCACUGAAGAUUCUAACACGUGUUUCUCCACUGUAAGCGAUUCUCAAGGGUUAACCGAUUUCUCAACACAUCUGGGAUUCUCAGAAGAUUCAAACUCACAAAAUAGUGAACUUGCGCCUAAGAGGCUAAAGACUGAUUGAAUGGCUGUAACUUUUAACCUGUGAGUGAGAAACAUAACUGCAGAUUGCGUCUUUUGAAGUCGUAUGCACACGAGAUUCUUACAUUGAGGCUCUUCGAUGUCGAGUAUCAUAAAAAGAACCUUUUAUUUGGACCAAUCUACUUUUGCACUUUAUUACAGACAACCAUUUUAGUUUCAGUGCAGUCAAUGUACUAACAAAAGUUUCAAAAUUGCUGUGAAUUAUACAUAGUGGUUGAUUAUAAUUGAUUAUGACAUUACGGCAUUGAUCACCCGAUAAUUGUUUUUGUUGAAUCAGAUAUAAAUACAUAAUUUAUUGGAAUUAAAAAAAUCCGAUAAUGAUAUUAAUGUUGAGUUUAAAGGUCCAUUAAUAGCGUAUCGACGUUUGGGACAUGAUUUACAGCUUGUGUAUACAAUUAGUAUAUAGAAGCAAUAAGACGAUUGAGAUUCAUUUUGAGAAUCCUUCAGUGCGACUGCCAUGAACCAAAAAAUAUCAGAUUAUCAUUAUAAACAGUCUGUAUAUUAAAUAUGUUCUUAGAAUCAUGAGAGUACUAUAAACGAGCUUAUAGCUAAUGCACUUUUUUGAGAAAAUUCGUGUACACUUAAUAGACUCUCAUAUUCUAUGCUGGAACUUGAAUUUUUUGUCAAAGGAAGUGAACGCAUCAAUGUUUGUCUUACGACUAGGUACGUACAAAUAAUGUUAAAGGAGAAUGGUACUGGAAUAUUUAAUUUAUUAGAAUUCAUAAAAUCUUCCGUGUCCAGCUCUCAUACUAAAUUGUUUAUUUCUUGUGAUACAUUUGUACAUAUUUCCGAUACGGUUUUAGCUAAAUAACGCGUAUGUAUAACAUCAGCAUUCCCUGACAUGUUCUGUUAGUAAGAUAUGUAAAAAAGAAACAAUUUCCUAUGAGAAUAAACGUGAAAAUCAGUAUGAAA
Messenger RNA from Orussus abietinus, 1489 nucleotides. It is a transcript of the gene BCL7-like, whose product is annotated as B-cell CLL/lymphoma 7 protein family member B. Bases 168 to 560 code for a protein of 130 amino acids. NCBI's taxonomy places the organism in Eukaryota, Metazoa, Arthropoda, Insecta, Hymenoptera, Orussidae. The record is from RefSeq and is a predicted model, not a curated record. The transcript is spliced from 4 exons.